AUGCGAGAACUAGACGCCCUAAUCUCAGAGUAUCGCCAUGAGAAGAAACGGCCCCGCGAGGAGGAGGCCCUUUUUAUCUUGCGCAAAGUUGCCUCCUUGGUCAAACCCAUCAUGCGCCAACGCGCGUGGAGAGUUGGCGCGUUAUGCGAAUUCUAUCCCACGCAAAAAAAUCUCUUGGGGUUGAAUGUCAACCAUGGUCAGAAGAUAUGCCUGAGAUUACGGUAUGCUUCGGAUCAGCGGCAAUUUUUGCCUAUCGAACAGGUUGUGGAUACGAUGUUGCACGAACUGUGUCAUAUUGUGCAUGGGCCACAUGACCGACAGUUUCACGCACUGUGGAACCAGCUUCGAGAUGAGCAUGAGGAGCUCGUCAUGAAGGGGUACACUGGUGAAGGCUUCCUAUCCCAAGGGAAACGCCUCGGCGGGAACAGAAUACCGCUCGACGAAGCCCGCCGGCGAGCGCGCGCAGCUGCCGAACAACGAAAAACCUUGGCCAAGAACUCUGGCAAAAGACUCGGCGGUGCUCCCGUUCUUCGAGGUACAGACAUGCGCAAGCUUCGCGCAGACGCUGCUCAACGCCGUAUCGAGGUCACUAAUGGAUGUGCCUCGGGAACCGAUCGCAGCGCAGAGCUUGCCGAGGAGGCUUCUAGGAAUGGAUUCAGGACAAAGGCGGAAGAGGAUGAUGCGAAUGAACAGGCUAUUCUGCAAGCCUUUAUUGAACUGAUCCAAGAGGAGGAGAGAGAGAAAUACGGAGAUUCUUAUAUCCCUCCGAGCCAAGAGAAUCCUGCGGGUCCCAGAACGGGUGAACGAUCCGAGAUUGAUUUGACUGGGGCGGUGGAAACCUCACAGUCAGGCUUUCCCCCAGAGCAGACGCCCGUCAUGUCAAAUUCAACUGCAGACAACAGCUCGUACGAUUCGCCAUGGACCUGUACGACUUGUACCCUCGAAAACCCACCAAAUUUCCUAUGCUGUGAUGUGUGUGCUGCUGAACGGCCUGUUCCUUCAGUCGAAAAGCCCACCAUCACGUCACGACAGGAAAUCCCGGCUGUCCGUUCAAAACCAGAGCCUGAAAGAUCGAAGAAACGAGUAUUCCAAGUCGACGAGGCCGAAGAGAAGGAUGAAGCCACACCCAAGGGCAAUUUCGCUUUUAAGAACCGAACUCGAGCUUUGGACUCACUUGCUUCGAUUCACCGCGAUACUAGUAAACGACCACUGGGCUGGCUCUGCGACCAAUGUGGGAGUUUUAUGGAGAGCCAGUGGUGGACUUGCUCUUGUUGUGGAAAAAUGAAGCCUUCAUCUUGA
Messenger RNA from Penicillium cataractarum, 1299 nucleotides. Its product is annotated as metalloendopeptidase WSS1. The record is from RefSeq and is a predicted model, not a curated record. The coding region runs from base 1 to 1299 and encodes 432 amino acids. NCBI's taxonomy places the organism in Eukaryota, Fungi, Ascomycota, Eurotiomycetes, Eurotiales, Aspergillaceae. The transcript is spliced from 2 exons.